GCGACACUUCCGAGUGUAUCGAAGAAACACGAUACCAGUUUUCGCGAACUUAGGGUUCCGAUCUUCUCCCCCCCCAAUGGCCGACGAGACUCUUCCUCCGGCUGAUCCCGUCGACAUCACCCUCCCCGAGAAGACCACCUCUCUCUCACCGCCUCCUCCGCCGCCGCAGCAUGAACAAGAGCUGCAGGAACAGCAGCAAGAGGAGAAGCAGCCUCGCGAGAGAGAUUCCCGCGAGCGCCGCGACGAGAUAGAUCUAGAGCGUCCGCCGAAUCGCCGCGACCGUUCGCCCCCUCCUCCGCCCCGCAGGGAUUACAAGAGGCGGCCUAGCGGGAGCCCUCCUCCGCCGUACAGAGGAGAUAGGCGGCACUCUCCUCCUAUGCGCCGCUCGCCUCCUCCUCCCAAGCGUUAUAGGAGGGACGAUAACGGCUACGAUGGUCGCCGUGGUGGCGGCUAUGGCCCACCUGACAGAAGAUUUGGAUAUGACUAUGACCGUGAAAUGGGAGGGAGGCCUGGUGGUUAUGGUGAUGAUAGACCUCAUGGCCGCUUUAUGGGACGCCAUCAAGACUGGGAGGGAGGUCGUGGACGCUAUGGUGAUGCAUCUUAUAGUGGAAAUACUCAAAGGGACGGAUUGAUGUCAUACAAACAGUUUAUCCAGGAGUUGGAAGAUGAUAUACUGCCAUCAGAAGCUGAAAGAAGGUAUCAAGAAUACAAGUCGGAGUAUAUCACAACCCAGAAACGUGUCUAUUUUAACACUCACAAAGAGGAAGAAUGGUUGAAAGAUAAGUAUCAUCCAACGAACUUACUAACUGUAAUAGAAAAGAGGAAUGAACUUGCACAGAAGGUAGCAAAGGAUUUCAUACUUAGUUUACAGAGCGGGAAUCUAGAUUUAGGUCCUGCAGCGACAGCAUUGAAUAAAGCUGGCCGCAGCAGUGAGCCAAAUUCUGAGGAUGAAGCUGAUGGUGAUGGUAAAAGAAGACCUGUUAAGCGGGAAAGUGCAGGGACUGAUGUAUUGGCCGCACCGAAAGCACCAAGCUUCACUUCUGAUCCAAAGAGAAUCCUAACUGACAUUGAACAAACACAAGCCCUUGUACGUAAGCUCGACGCGGAGAAAGGAAUUAAGGAGAACGUUUUAUCAGGUUCCGAAACUGAAAAGUCGGGUAGAGAUAAUGUGCACAGUGGUUCGACUGGUCCAGUUAUAAUUAUAAGAGGUUUGACGUCCCGUGAAUUACUUGACACCCUUGUCACAUAUCUCUGGCGUGUUCAUGGUGUGGACUAUUACGGAAAGCUUGAAACAAAUGAAGCCAAGGGUAUGCGGCAUGUGAGAGCGGAAGGAAAAGGUUCUGAUGCAAAAGGAGAUGAGAGCGAAAAUAAAUUUGACUCUCAUUGGCAAGAGAGGUUGAAAGGGCCAGAUCCCUUGGAAGUGAUGGCUGCCAAAGAGAAGCUAGAGGCUGCUGCUAUUGAAGCUUUAGAUCCACAUGUCCGAAAGAUUAGGGAUGAGAAGUAUGGUUGGAAAUAUGGUUGUGGAGCUAAAGGCUGCACGAAACUGUUUCAUGCUGCUGAAUUUGUGCACAAGCAUCUCAAGCUCAAACAUGCUGAGCUUGUAGUGGACCAGACUGCCAAAGUGCGGGAAGAACUUUAUUUUUAGAACUAUAUGAAUGAUCCUAAUGCUCCAGGAGGACAACCAGCCACGCAGCAACCUGGCCCGAGAGAUAGACCUAUGAUGAGACGUAAGCCAGGCAUGGAGAACAGAUUGAGGGAUGAUCGAGGUGGACGCAGAGAGCGUGCUUAUGGAAAUGACAGAAACGAUAGAUCAGAGGAUCAACGGAGGGGUGAUGGAAACGGUCCUGUUGAUCCAAAUCCGGAGGAAGGUGGUGGCUUCGAAGCAUUUGGUGGGCAAGGCGGUUUUCAGGUUCCUCCCUACUCGGCUGAUAUGAAUGCACCACCAAUGCUGAUGCCUGUUCCUGGUGCCGGGCCACUAGGACCAUUUGUACCAGCACCACCUGAGGUUGCGAUGCAGAUGUUCAGGGACCCGAGUGGACCCAACCCUUCUUUUGAAGGUGGGGGCAGAGGUGGACCAGCCCCUUUUCUGUUGUCUCCGGCCUUUAGACAGGAUCCUAGACGUCUACGAAGCUACCAAGACCUAGAUGCGCCAGAGGAAGAGGUGACCGUUAUUGAUUACAGGAGCUUGUAGACAGAGGAGAGAGAGAGAAUGGGAUGCCCGGUCUAGCCAGCCGAUUGGAACAAUCUACAUGCUCUUUGAUGAUGUCUGUAUCUUUUCUUUCUUGUUUCCACCUAAUUUUUACUCAGUAAAGUCGUAAGAUACGCACUCUAUAUAUUUUUGUUGAUUGCUUUUCAUGUGCUUUAGUUAUCGUUUUACUUGUACUCAUUUUCUACUUCUGUUUUCAUGUUCUAUUCAUAUGAGAAUAAUAUUUACUUC
This is a messenger RNA of Brassica napus (rape), 2437 nucleotides long. Its product is annotated as serrate RNA effector molecule. Gene Ontology annotation, biological process: primary miRNA processing; mRNA processing. Lineage: Eukaryota; Viridiplantae; Streptophyta; Magnoliopsida; Brassicales; Brassicaceae. Gene Ontology annotation, cellular component: nuclear body. The record is from RefSeq and is a predicted model, not a curated record.